AUGGGGGACCCUGCCCACAACCAGUAUGAGUUGCUGGGGGACCCCGCCCACAACCAGUAUGGGUUGCUGGAGGACCCCGCCUACAACCAGUAUAAGUUGCUGGGGGACCCCGCCCACAACCAGUAUGAGUUGCUUGGGGACCCCGCCCACAACCAGUACGAGUUGCUGGGGGACCCCGCCCACAACCAGUAUGAGUUGCUGGAGGACCCCGCCCACAACCAGUAUGAGUUUCUGGAGGACCCCGCCCAUAACCAGUAUGAGUUGCUUGGGGACCCCGCCCACAACCAGUAUGAGUUGCUGGAGGACCCCACCCGCAACCAGUAUCAGUUGCUGGGGGACCCAAUUCUAACCCGGAAUCACUAUGGAAUUUAA
This is a messenger RNA of Haliotis rufescens (red abalone), 372 nucleotides long. RefSeq names its product S-antigen protein-like. The coding region runs from base 1 to 372 and encodes 123 amino acids. NCBI's taxonomy places the organism in Eukaryota, Metazoa, Mollusca, Gastropoda, Lepetellida, Haliotidae. The transcript has a single exon. The record is from RefSeq and is a predicted model, not a curated record.